This is a messenger RNA of Scomber scombrus (Atlantic mackerel), 498 nucleotides long. RefSeq names its product E3 ubiquitin/ISG15 ligase TRIM25-like. Lineage: Eukaryota; Metazoa; Chordata; Actinopteri; Scombriformes; Scombridae. The record is from RefSeq and is a predicted model, not a curated record. The annotation marks the transcript as partial. The transcript has a single exon.
AUGGAGCAGAAAGGAGUUCAGCUGUACAGAGAGACCUUUACUUGUUCAAUCUGUCUGGAUCUACUGAAGGACCCGGUGACUAUUCCCUGUGGACAUACCUACUGUAUGAACUGUAUUAAAUUACACUGCGAUGAAGAAGAUAAGAGGAGGAUCUACAGCUGCCCUCAGUGCAGAGAGGCCUUCACACCGAGGCCUGUCCUGAAGAAAAACACCAUGUUAGCAGCUUUAGUGGAGCAGCUGAAGACUGGACCCCAAGCUGCUGCUGCUGAUCACUGCUCUGCUGGACCUGAUGAUGUGGCCUGUGAUGUCUGCACUGGGAGGAAGCUGAAAGCCCUCAAGUCCUGUCUGACUUGUCUGGCCUCUUACUGUGAGAAUCACCUCCAGCUUCAUUAUGAUGCACCUCCACUUAAGAAACACAAGCUGGUGGAGCCCUCAGAGAAGCUCCAGGAGAACAUCUGCUCUCGUCAUGAUGAGGUGAUGAAGAUGUUCUGCCGUACU